Molecule: messenger RNA, 3773 nt
Organism: Dreissena polymorpha
Lineage: Eukaryota; Metazoa; Mollusca; Bivalvia; Myida; Dreissenidae
Product: formylglycine-generating enzyme-like
Exons: 8
Coding region: 160-1299 (379 amino acids)
Cellular component (GO): endoplasmic reticulum
Source: RefSeq, a predicted model, not a curated record
UGCUGUUUGUUGGCGAUGUUCAUCGUGUACACAUCGGUAUUAACUGAUAACGCAAUGACGUUUCCACCUUAAGUUUAUUUAUCUCAUUACAAGAUAUUUCUUGUUACUGAUCAGUAACGUUAUCAUCUAUGAUAUAGUAUAUUGAAAGCGGCUUAUAAGAUGAGAUUGGUAAGCUGUCAUAAUAAAAUGGCUUCCGGUUUCGUGGCAGGAAUUUUAGCAGUGGUUUUUGUGAUUUUACUGCAAGCACAUAGACUGUCAUGCGAAUCAUGUAGUUCAGAAACGUGCAAUAAAGAUGCGGAAACGAAACCCGAAGGUGGCUGUGGCUGCUCAGUCAGUCGGAAGCAGGCCGAGGUCAGUCUAGACGAGAGGCACGUACAUGAACAGGCUAAGUACACUGACAAUGUGGAGAUAGAAUUCCAGAGAACUUACCAAAUGGUUUUGAUUCCUGCAGGGACGUUUACAAUGGGGACCAACCAGCCUGUGUUUGUGGCAGACGGUGAGGGACCUGCAAGGAAAAUGACAAUCAAUGAAUUUUAUCUAGAUAAAUAUGAAGUUAGUAACGCAGAAUUCCAACUGUUUGUAAAGAAUACUGGAUAUAAAACAGAGGCAGAAUCGUUUGGAAACUCAUUUGUGAUGGAAACAUACCUGGAUAAAAAGGUCCUGGAAAAAGUUACACAGGCAGUAGCAGCAGCCCCCUGGUGGCUGCCAGUUGACGGUGCUGAUUGGAGACACCCUGAGGGGCCAGACACCAGCAUUGAGGACAGAAUGGACCAUCCAGUGCUGCAUGUGUCAUGGAACGACGCAGUAGCGUUCUGCAAGUGGGCCGGCAAGCGCCUACCCACUGAGGCUGAGUGGGAGUUUGCAUGUAGAGGGGGCAGGGACGACAAGUUAUAUGCCUGGGGAAACAGCGAGAAUCCAAAAGAAAAGCACUGGAUGAAUAUCUGGCAUGGAGAAUUUCCCAAGGAAAACACAGCAGACGAUGGUUACACUGGAUCUGCACCGGUAACAGAAUACCCAGAGCAGAACAAGUUUGGUGUGAAGAACAUGAUCGGCAAUGUGUGGGAGUGGACCCAGGACUGGUGGGAGACCAGCCACAACACCACACCCAAGAACAACUAUAAGGGACCAGCCUCAGGCACAGACAAAGUAAAGAAAGGAGGAUCUUUCCAGUGUCACAAGUCGUACUGUUACCGGUACCGCUGUGCAGCCCGCAGUCAGAAUACUCCUGACAGCUCUGCACACAAUCUGGGCUUCCGAUGUGCUAGCGACACACUGCCAGACUAUCUCAAGAAUUCCUAGUCAGUAGUGGUUUGUCAGACUGUUGUUCAUAUGGAGACUUGUGGUGCUACUUAUGUACAAGAUUUUCAUGCUUUAACUAAUUGUUCUGUUUUAUGAUAUGUUAUUAUCUAUUUUUUAGUAUAUAAUAAUAAUAUAGACAAUCAUUCAUUGUUAUGCUCCCCCCCAAAAAAAUUUUGGGGGAGCAUAUAAUCGCCGCUUUGUCCGUCCGUGCACAAUUUUUGUCCGGGCUAUUUCUCAGCAACUAAUGACCGGAAUUCAAUGAAACUUUAUUGGAAGCUUCACUACCAAGAGGAGAUGUGCAUAUUAUCAGCGGGUUUUGGUCGGAUGAUUUUUCACAGAGUUAUGGCCCUUUGAAAUUUUCCAUUAACUGUACAUAUAGUGCAUUUCUUGUCCGGGCUAUUUCCCAGCAACUAAUGACCGGAAUUCAAUGAAACUUUAUGGGAAGCUUCACUACCAAGAGAAGAUGUGCAUAUUAUCAGCGGGUUCUGGUCGGAUGAUGUUCCACAGAGUUAUGGCCCUUUGAAAUUUUCCAUUGUACAUAUAGUGCAAUUCUUGUCCGGGCUAUUUCUCAGCAACUAAUGACCGGAAUUCAAUGAAACUUUAUGGGAAGCUUCACUACCAAGAGGAGAUGUGCAUAUUAUCAGCCGGUUCUUGUCGGAUGAUUUUUCACAGAGUGAUGGCCCUUUGAAAUUUUCCAUUGUACAUAUAGUGCAAUUCUUGUCCGAGCUAUUUCGCAGCAACUUAUAACGGGAAUUCUAUGAAACUUUAUGGGAAGCUUCACUACCAAGAGGAGAUGUGCAUAUUAUCAGCCGGUUAUGGUCGGAUGAUUUUUCACAGAGUUAUGGCCCUUUGAAAUUUUCUAUAAACUGUACAUAUAGUGCAAUUCUUGUCCGGGCUAUUUCUCCCCAACUACUGACUGGAAUUCAAUGAAGCUUUAUGGGAAGCUUAACUACCUUGAGGAGAUGCGCAUGUUAUUUGUGGGUUUUGGUUAGAUGAUUUAUUUAGAUAGUUAUGGCCCUUUGAAAUUUUUAAUUUUUAAGUUGCUAAACCAUCCAUCGUAUUAUUUUGUCCAAAGUUAUGCCCCUCAAGAUGUUUCCUUUUAUCUGAAUAUAUAGUGCAAUAUUGUGACAAAAAAACCUUUGGGGAGCAUCACCCGUCUCCGACGGUUUCUUGUUUUGAUAGUGAUUAUGCCUUUUUUGUAUGACAUUUUCACAAGUUGUAUUGCACUUUUUACACAUACAUAAAAAAGUAUUAAUAUUGGUGUGUAUAAUUAAAUUGUUGCGUUAGUAUUUUUGAUGUAAUAUACAUGUACAAUGAACUUCGAACACAAUUCAACAUAGAACAAUCCUUAAAAAGUAUACUGAUUUCAACAGAUUUGAUUAUGAUAUUUCUGAAUGUUGUGCAGUACAUGUAUGUGUUUGCUAUCAGUACAAUUCUGAAUAUUUUAACCAGGUACCAACUUAGUUUAAAACCCUGGUUAUAAGAUAGAAGUAUUGCGGGCUGGCGGCAUCAGACUGGUAGUUUCUGUUUAUGAACUUUAGUGUGCAUUAACCAGUCUUGAUGAAACUUUGGAUACAGCAAGCUUGCAUGUAGACCUAGCUUAGCGUUGUAUUAGGGGCAUGUAAUUUCAAGGUCACUGUUACUAAACUAUUAUUAGUUUUGAUGUAGAAAUUGCACUGAAAUUUUGUGUCGGGGUUGCUGAAAUGGAGACCUAGCUUGGGAUUGCUUUUGGGCAAGUAAGGUCAGGGUCACCUCUAUUAAAAAAUAAAAAACUAUAUAACUAGAGUUAGAAUAGAGGAAUUGCCAUGAAUGUUUGUUUGUAACUUACUUGUAUGAAUUCUAGCAUGGGAGAUCCUUUGGGGCCAGUCAGGUAAAGUUAGCUUACAUGUAUAUCUAGCUUGGGAUCUCUUGGGUCAAGCAUGGUCAAGGUCACAGCUUUUUAAAAUAGAAAAACUAUCCACCAAAAAGCAAGAUUUGUUUAUGCUGGUAGUGUUGUGAGAAAUUCAAGGUCACUCCCAUUUACAAAACUGUUGUUUACUAGAUCUACUAACUUGCCUUUGGUGUGGAGGUAUUUACCGGAAAUUGUGUAUGGAUAUACAAACCUAUUAAAGCUUGAGAUUGCACAAUGUUUUUAAUUUAAUGUAUGCCUUAAACUUUGAAAUCCUGCAUUUAUUGGCAUUACCAUGUGUAUUGUUUUGUACAUUUAAGGGCGAUCAGGUUCAAUUUUAUAACUACAUUUACACUUCAUUUUAUGUCUAAUCACCCUUACAUAUAGUCUAACAUUCUGAGCAUUGUAUUUCCACUUCAUUUGUAAGGUAACUUACAGGGAGAGAUCUUGUUCAGUUAAAUCUAAUGAUUUUAAAAGCAAAUUUGCAGCAAAGGUCACAUCAGUCUUUGUUCAUUUUAAAUAUUGAUUGUUAAUUUAAUUACAAUUGUUUAAUUUAAGCUUGAUACCAUUAAAAGCUUUUGGCUUA